AUGGUGAAAUAUGAAAUACCAAGGCCAAACAUAGGGAUCCACAGGUUUGUGUUUCUUCUGUUCAAGCAGAAAGGCAGGCAGACAGUGAUCCCUCCUCCUUCAAAAGACCACUUCAACACACGAAAAUUUGCAGAAGCAAACGACCUCGGCCUUCCUGUGGCUGCUGUCUUUUUCAAUGCCCAAAGGGAAACUGCUGCAAGAAGACGCUAA
Messenger RNA from Prunus armeniaca (apricot), 210 nucleotides. The record is from the annotation of a GenBank genome assembly. Lineage: Eukaryota; Viridiplantae; Streptophyta; Magnoliopsida; Rosales; Rosaceae.